Colossoma macropomum (tambaqui) is the source of this 825-nucleotide messenger RNA. RefSeq names its product metallo-beta-lactamase domain containing 1 (gene mblac1). The transcript is spliced from 2 exons. The record is from RefSeq and is a predicted model, not a curated record. The coding region runs from base 80 to 736 and encodes 218 amino acids. Lineage: Eukaryota; Metazoa; Chordata; Actinopteri; Characiformes; Serrasalmidae.
AGCGCGGUUAAAGUUAGGGUCAGUAAAGCGGGCGGUUUAGUCUCUAAUCUCUGUGUUUAAUCGUCAGAGUCUCUUCUCCAUGGAGGCGACUGUCUCCAUAACUAAAAGCGAGUGUGCCGAGCUGUGUGCGGGCAUUGAGGGCGAGCCGUACAGCGUCUCAGUGCUGAAAGAAGGCUACUGCGCUGCCCAGCCUGACGGGACCUUCCGGGCGGACGGUACCAUCUCCUUAGUGAGGGGACCGAAGACUGUGUUAGUGGACACGGGCGGACCGUGGGACCGAGAGCUGCUGCUCUCAGAGCUGAAGGAGAGAGGCCUCAGCCCGGCCGAUGUGACUGUGGUGGUGGGCACUCACGGACACUCCGACCACAUCGGCAAUCUGAAUCUGUUCCCACGAGCUACUCUGAUCGUGGGCUGUGAUAUCAGCGAGGGGGACCGGUACCUUCCCAAUCAGCUCGCUGAGGGACAGCCGUACCGCUUAGACGAUCAUGUGUCGGUCAUCCCCACACCUGGUCACACGGGCAGAGACGUCAGCGUCCUGGUUAAAGGAACCUCAGUGGGGACGGUUCUGAUUGCUGGGGACUUGUUUGAGUGCUGCUCUGAUGAAGACUCCUGGAGGGAGCUGAGCGAGAACCCAGAGGUGCAGGAGGUCGGCCGACAGAAGGCUCUGAGGGAGGCCGACGUCAUCAUUCCUGGACAUGGACGUCUGUUCAGAGUGCACAGGACAUCACUGAACUGACCAGAGAGGACUUACCUGAGUCAUGAGUGUGGCUGAGAACCGAAAUUCACCCACUGAAUUAUUACAUCAGUACUGGAUGGCCAGUACCA